Molecule: messenger RNA, 2469 nt
Organism: Bathycoccus prasinos
Lineage: Eukaryota; Viridiplantae; Chlorophyta; Mamiellophyceae; Mamiellales; Bathycoccaceae
Product: Calnexin (ISS)
Exons: 1
Coding region: 1-2469 (822 amino acids)
Biological process (GO): endoplasmic reticulum to Golgi vesicle-mediated transport; Golgi organization
Cellular component (GO): Golgi apparatus
Molecular function (GO): small GTPase binding
Source: RefSeq, a predicted model, not a curated record
AUGGAUUUCUCCGCGCGAAACGCCGACGACUUCGUCCUCCCAAUCGUUGUUCGAAGAAAAAGACAAAAAAGAAGGAAAAUGAAGAGCUUUUUCAACGACAAAUCGUUGUUCUCCUCUGCGUUUUCUGGGGUUUUCCUCCUCGUUUUUGUCCUCCUCCUCUCUUUGCGUUGUGUGCGUGAAAUCGAAUGCGUCGAUGAAAAUGACGACGAUGGUGUGACUCGCAAAAUGAACGCCGACAGUGACGAGGCGUUUCGAAGGAAAAAGAACAGAAACGACCGGUACGAGGAAGAGGCGGAAUACGCGGAAGAGGAGGAAGAGGAAGAAAAAACGAGAAGAAGCAGGAGCAAGAAGAAAACGAAUAAGAAUGAAUUUGCCCAAUUAGCAGGCGAACGAGGCGAAGGACCAGAGCUCGUCGCGCUGGGACCGAACGCGGAAAAAGUGCAACUCUCGCAAUUCGAAACGAGGAUGAUGGCGGGGAAAGAUGGGAAGAUGUUCGUCUCUGUCUUACCGGAGGACAGGUCGAUGCAGUGUCAAGAACGCAUCGACGAGUGGUACCCGACGUUUCGGAAGGUUGCGCGAGCGAUGGACGCGGCGUAUAAAGUGUUGGAAGUGAACAUGCCGGGGAGGACGGCGCAAGCCAUCGGGGAGGUUUUCGGGAAGAUGAAAAAGCAAGAGGCGAGGAGGUUUGCGUGCGGGGUUGUCGGGUUGUACGGGAAAUCGGGGGGGUUGAAUAUUUUGAAAGGGAAUUAUAGCGAUCCGGUGAGUUACAUGGAGUUGUUGAGUAGCGCGAGAGACGGGGUGACGGAUUUGAGGACGGCGGGCGAGAAGGCGCCGAGGUUUGGAUCGGGGUCGAUUGGGUCGUCGUCGUCCUCGUUCGACGACGACGGCGAUAACAAACACGCGGCGUGUGAUUGGCUCGCGAGACCGCGCAGAGAAGGAGAUGCCAAAAUGCGCGUAGCUGUGUUUGAACCGGUAGACGAAGACGUGUUUAAUUUUAUCGCCACGGUGAUAGGGGAGAAGAACGCCGCGUUGUUCUCGAGACAGAGUUUGUUCGGGUGCGAAGUCACCGUCGGGCAACCGGUGCGCGAGAGUUACGGGAUCACUCUGGUCGCCGAUAUCGACGAAAGUGACGACGAGUUCAACGUAGACGCGGAAAUUAAAGUCAUGCCUAUAUUCGCCAACAAAAACGCCGGUUUCAAUCCGAGAUUAGGGAAGGAGGAUUUUAUUGAUUUCUUGGAUAAAGUGAUUUUAGCGAACGCGACGAGCGCGUUUCGAGAAAUGGUGGAUACCAGCAUCGACCAUAACUGUGCGAAUGAUAUUUGGGAGUUGAUGAAUAACUUGAACGAUCAGUUUUACGAGGAAGUGGCGCGAAAGAAGCAACAGCGACAAACGCAAGAGGACGGAGAAGGAGAAGAGGGAGAAGAUGAACAUUUUACGCCAGAAAUCGCGUGGGACACCAUUCGCGAACCAAUGCUGAAAGCUUUAGACGCGCACGGAAAGAACGAUAAGAAUUUACAACCCACGCAGUGGAUGUGCGGGCUAGCUGGAUCGAUAGCCGCGUUUGCAGAGGCCAAAUCCGAGUUGGCUUCGGCGAACUCGUUUAUGGGCGAAUUGAUGACGUUACGAAAAGAAUCGAUUCAUUUGCGAACGCGGAAUGCGGUUUUAGAGAGAGAGUUAGCGGAGAUGGAGACGAGACUGCCUGCAGGAGGAGCUAACAGUGGUGCCAUGGGUUUACCGAAAGCGAAAAAAAGAGGCUUUGGUGCCGCGCCGAAGGAAACGAAUACGCCGCCGCCGACGCCGACACCUUCCUUUGACGAAGAAGAAAGGUUGCAAAGACAACAACAAAAGAUACAGCAACAACAAGAAGAAGAAGCGGAGGCUGCAACCGCCGCCGCCGCUGCUGCUGCAGCUGCUACUAGAGAAGAAGAAGAACGGCAACGCCAGGAACGAGAAGCAGUAGAAGCUCAGCGCAGACGAGAAGAAGAAGAAGAACGGCAACGCCAGGAACGAGAAGCCGUAGAAGCUCAGCGCAGACGAGAAGAAGAAGAAGAAGAACGGCAACGCCAGGAGCGAGAAGCCGUAGAAGCUCAGCGCAGACGAGAAGAAGAAGAAGAAGAACGGCAACGCCAGGAACGAGAAGCCAUUGAAGCUCAGCGCAGACGAGAAGAUAGAGAAGAAGAGGAAGAAAAGGAACGGCAGCGCAAAGAACAGGAAGCUGCCGAGGCUCAGCGCAGACAACACGAAGAAGCUGAAGCGCUCAGGACGCAACGAGAAGCUGAAGCAGCGGCGAACAUUCCUCCUCCCCCCGUCGAAGACGAAGAUCCAAAUCUCACCUUCUGGUCUGCGCACGAAAAUCAAGGGAAAACGUAUUACUAUAAUUCGCAAACGCGUGAAUCGACGUAUGAGAAACCUGUCGGGUUUUCCGAACCGGAAAAAGUAAAGAAUGAAUCGCCUCAUGUCGAGUUGUGA